UGUGAAAAGCCUAGAAGUGUCACUGAUGCUGAGCUAUUUUUACACAGGCAAGUAAAACGAAACUUACAGGGUUUCAUUUCCUUCAACAAAAGUAGUUUCAUUUCAUAUGCCAGCUAAAAUGUGCUCUAGACCGAAAGUAAUGGAAAACGUUGAAAAGUCACCCAGAAAACAACCAGAGUCCUCAAGGUUUUGGGUCCCACCUUUGUCCGGUGUUCUACUCUGUUUAAUUGUCUCCAUUGCAAUAAUAUGGAUUCAGAUUUUUAAACAAGAAAAACAUGAGUUGGAUGACAUAGUCCUUAAUCCAGAUGAAGAGCUCCGGAUUCUCCUGGUCGGAAAAACAGGGGUGGGGAAAAGUGCAACAGGCAACACCAUUCUAGGCCAAAAUGUUUUUAAAUCUGAGAUAUCCUCCUCCUCUGUGACUGCACAGUGUACAAAAAUUCAUGCACUAGUGAAUGGAAGAAAAGUGUCCGUCAUCGACUCCCCGGGUUUGUUUGACACCAGCUUGAGUGCAGAUGAGGUGAUUGACAGAAUCAAACUCUGUAUUCCUCUCUCUUCUCCUGGUCCACAUGUGUUCUUAGUUGUGAUUCAGUUGGGUAGAUUUACAGAUGAAGAAGCAAAAGCAGUUAAAAUCAUCCAAGCAAUAUUUGGUAAAGAAGCAUCCACAUACACCAUGGUCCUGUUCACUCAUGGAGAUCGAUUGGAAGAUAAAAACAUUCACACAUUUGUACGUAACAGUGAAAAACUGAUCAGUUUCAUCAAAACUUGCAAUGGACGAUACCAUGUGUUUAACAACGAAGAUAAGAAUCCAGAUCAGGUCAUUCAGUUGCUGGACCAGAUUGAUAAAUUAGUGACCGGAAAUGGUGGGCAGUAUUACACCACUGAGAUGCUUGAGAAGGUGGAGAGAAUGAUUGAGAAAGAGAAGAAACGUAUCCUGAAAGAGGCAGAGGAGCGAAAACAGAAGGAAAUCGAAGCUCUUAGGGAGAAACUUGAAGAUGAGGCAUUUGAGAAAGCAAAAGAAAGAUUAAAUAAGGAAUAUGACCAGAUUGCAAGAAAGCAAGCUGAGAUUGACUUCCCAUUUGUACUAAAAAUGCUCACGUCUUUGGCUAUGGUGUUAAAAGAUUUUUUUUUUUGAAAGCCUUCUAAUAUGCCUUAUAAAAAUGUCUGGCUACUAAAAGAUUAUUUUUAAUAUUUUAAAUGCUUCAGGGUGCCAACUGUGUGAAUGUCUUUGAUACUCUUAAUUCUGUGCUUAUAAUUCAGUCUACUCUAGAAUGUGGUGUUAAUUGGUUUAAAAUGCAAAUUAGGAUGCUUAAACUAUUUUCACUGUAAUAAUAUACCUGGGAAGAAAAGCAGCCAAGGAUAAUAUUCAGCAAGACAGUAACGUACGGGAUAAAUCUAAUCUUAAAGUGUAAUCUAAAAUUGUAAAUUUAACAAGGUAAUGGUAUAUUUUACAUAUUAUAAAAUUACAUUUAGGACCGUUUUGUAUUUUGAAUGACUAGAUUGCCCGGUUUGCCAAUAAAGAUGUUCCUGUGUGCCA
Triplophysa dalaica is the source of this 1534-nucleotide messenger RNA. RefSeq lists its product as uncharacterized. NCBI's taxonomy places the organism in Eukaryota, Metazoa, Chordata, Actinopteri, Cypriniformes, Nemacheilidae. Gene Ontology annotation, molecular function: GTP binding. The transcript is spliced from 4 exons. The record is from RefSeq and is a predicted model, not a curated record. The coding region runs from base 107 to 1132 and encodes 341 amino acids.